Messenger RNA from Naegleria gruberi, 574 nucleotides. RefSeq names its product rho family small GTPase. Gene Ontology annotation, biological process: small GTPase-mediated signal transduction. The record is from RefSeq and is a predicted model, not a curated record. The transcript is spliced from 4 exons. Gene Ontology annotation, molecular function: GTPase activity; GTP binding. The coding region runs from base 1 to 543 and encodes 180 amino acids. NCBI's taxonomy places the organism in Eukaryota, Heterolobosea, Eutetramitea, Acrasida, Naegleriidae.
AUGGGUAAGAAGGAUUCGAAAGUGAAAGUAGUUGCCGUAGGAGAUGGUGCUGUCGGCAAAACAUGUUUAUUGAUGGUUUAUGUAAAUAAUGAAUUUCCAGAAGAAUACAUUCCAACAGUUUUUGAAAAUUACGAUACAAAUGUCAAACACAAGGGAAAUAACAUAACAUUAUCUGUUUGGGAUACUGCUGGUCAAGAAGAUUACGAUGAAUUGAGACAUUUAUCAUUCACAUUUUGUAAUUGUUUCCUAGUUUGUUUUGCAGUUACCAACAAGACCUCAUUCAACAAUAUCAGUACCAAGUGGAUACCUGAAAUUAAGAAUUUUUCAGCAAAAACUCCAUUCAUUCUCGUUGGAACUAAGGGAGAUAUGAGAGGAAAGAAUUCAGAUGCUGAUGUUGUGAGUUAUGCGGAGGCUGAAAAGCUAGCUAAGGAUAUUGGAGCUGUUUGUUAUAUUGAAUCAUCUGCUCGUACAAGAAAGGGUGUUGAUGAGGUGUUCCAAAAGGCUAUUGAUAUUAAUGUAAAGAAGGGAUGCGAAAUUAUGUAAAAUAGAAAAUGGAUUAAAAAAUAUAUGUUUG